Anolis sagrei ordinatus is the source of this 6292-nucleotide messenger RNA. It is a transcript of the gene ESYT1, whose product is annotated as extended synaptotagmin 1. Gene Ontology annotation, molecular function: phosphatidylcholine binding; phosphatidylinositol binding; calcium ion binding. Gene Ontology annotation, biological process: lipid transport. The record is from RefSeq and is a predicted model, not a curated record. Gene Ontology annotation, cellular component: extrinsic component of cytoplasmic side of plasma membrane; endoplasmic reticulum membrane. NCBI's taxonomy places the organism in Eukaryota, Metazoa, Chordata, Lepidosauria, Squamata, Anolidae.
CCUGCAGCCACCGCGGGAGCCGCGCCGCAGAGCCGCGCCGCGAUGGAGCGGGGACCGGAGAAGGCUUCCGCCGAGGAAGAAGCGGCCCCCCUGCUGCCGGAUCCGGCCCCGAUGCCUCCGUCGGGCGGGUCUCGGCGCUUGCCGGGUGGGCUGGGAUCGGCGGAGGCGAUGGCGGCGCUGGGGGCGAUGGGGCGGCGCCUGCUGUGGCUCCUGCCCGUGUACCUGGCCGGGCGGGCCGGGCUGAGCGUGGGCUUCGUGGUGGCCGGCGUGGCCCUCUACCUGGGGUGGCGCGGGCGGCGGAGGAGCAAGGAGCAGUCCCUGCGCGCCGCCGGGCUGGUCCUGGGCGACGAGGAGGCGGCUGUCAGCGCCACCGCCUUGGGACGGAGCCUGGGGCAGAGCCAGAGCCAGCUGCCCGCCUGGGUCAGCUUCCCAGAUGUUGAGAAAGCUGAAUGGCUCAACAAGAUUCUGGCCCAGGCCUGGCCAUUCUUUGGCCAAUACAUGGAGAAGUUAUUGGUGGAAAACAUCGCCCCAAGCAUCCGGGCCUCCAACACCCAUCUGCAGACUUUCACCUUUUCCAAAAUUGACAUGGGAGAGAAGCCCCUCAGAGUCAUUGGAGUUAAGGUCCACACUGGCCAGAACAAAAAGCAAAUUUUGCUGGAUCUAAAUAUCAGCUACGCGGGUGAUGUCCAGAUUGACGUGGAAGUGAAGAAGUUUUUCUGUAAGGCAGGAGUGAAAGGCAUGCAGUUGCAUGGCAUGUUACGGGUGAUCCUGGAGCCGCUCAUUGGCAAUGUCCCAAUUGUAGGAGCGCUCACCAUGUUCUUCAUUCGCCGGCCAACUCUGGACAUUAACUGGACUGGAAUGACCAACCUUUUGGACAUCCCUGGGCUGAGCUCACUGUCUGACACCAUGAUCAUGGACUCCAUUGCCUCUUUCUUGGUCCUCCCCAACCGCUUGCUCAUCCCCCUGGUCCCUGAUCUCCAUGAAGCAGCUCAGCUCCGCUCCCCAAUUCCCAGGGGCAUUGUUCGUGUCUAUUUAAUGGAGGCUAAGGACCUACAGUCCAAGGAUAAGUACAUCAAGGGGAUGAUUGAGGGCAAGUCAGACCCAUAUGCCGUUGUGCGUGUGGGAACCCAGGUCUUCACCAGCAAAGUCAUUGACGAAAACCUCAACCCCAAGUGGAAUGAGAUGUAUGAGUUCAUUGUACACGAGGUGCCUGGGCAGGAGCUGGAGGUGGAGCUCUUUGACAAGGAUCCCGAUCAGGAUGACUUCUUGGGCAGGAUGAAGCUGGACUUUGGGGAAGUGAAGCAGGCCCGUGUGUUAGAAGAGUGGUUCCCAUUGCAAGACGGUGGCCGGGCGCGUGUGCAUUUGCGCCUGGAGUGGCACACGCUUAUGUCUGAUACCUCCAAGCUUGAUCAGGUUCUUCAGUGGAACAAAACUCUCUCCACCAAGCCAGAGCCCCCGUCAGCUGCCAUACUGGUUGUCUAUCUGGAUAGAGCACAAGAACUCCCACUGAAGAAAUCCAGUAAAGAGCCCAACCCUAUGGUGCAGCUCUCCGUCCACGAUGUCACCCGGGAGAGCAAGGUUGUUUACAACACCGUCUCUCCCGUCUGGGAUGAUGCCUUCCGAUUUUUCAUGCAAGACCCAACUGCAGAAGACAUAGAUAUACAGAUCAAAGAUGACAACCGGCAGACCACCCUGGGCUCCCUCACGAUCCACCUGUCCCGACUUUUGAACGCUGACGAUUUGACCCUCGACCAGUGGUUCCAGCUGGAGAACUCUGGGCCCAACAGCCGCAUCUACAUGAAAGUUGUUAUGCGGAUCUUGUAUCUGGAUGCUCCUGAAGUUUGCAUCAAGACCCGACCAUGUCCUCCAGGACAACUGGAUGUCACUGAAAGUGCCACAGUGGGCAGCAGCGUUGACCAGCCUCCUCGCCCCACCAAAGCCAGUCCAGAUGCCGAGUUUGGCAUGGAGAGUGUAGUUCGCAUUCAUCUGCUGGAAGCUGAGAAUCUCAUUGCCAAGGAUAACUUCAUGGGUGGGAUGAUCAAGGGCAAAUCGGAUCCAUAUGUGAAAGUGCGUUUGGGGGGACAGAAGUUCCGCAGCCGCGUCAUUAAGGAGGACCUGAACCCACGCUGGAGUGAGAUCUACGAGGUCAUCGUGAGUGACAUCCCAGGACAGGAAGUGGAGUUUGACCUCUAUGAUAAAGAUGUGGAUAAAGAUGACUUCCUGGGAAGGUGCAAGAUCCCUUUGAGGCAAGUGCUCGGUAGCAAGUUUGUCGAUGAGUGGCUUCCCCUGGAGGAUGUGAAAUCGGGACGGCUCCACGUAAAGCUGGAGUGCUUGCCCCCCACAUACAGUGCUGCAGAGCUGGAGCAGGUGUUGAUAGUGAACAGCUUGAUCCAGACGCCAAAAAGUGAGGAGCUGUCAUCUGCUCUGCUCUCAGUCUUCCUUGACAGGGCUGCUGACCUGCCAAUGCGGAAGGGCUCAAAACCCCCAAAUCCUUCUGUCAGCCUCUCUGUCCGUGGCAUCUCCUAUAAGACCAAGGUCUCCUCACAGACAGCUGAACCAGUGUGGGAUGAAGCUUUCUCCUUCCUUAUCAAGAAGCCACACACCGAAUCUUUGGAGUUGCAGGUGAAAGAUGACGGGCACAUCUUGGGGUCGCUCUCCCUCCCCCUGACGCAACUACUGGUAGCAGAAGGGCUAGUCCUCGACCAAUGGUUCCAGCUCAACAAUGCCGGAUCAACCUCCCAGAUCCUAAUGAGAGUGCAGCUUGGGCUUCUGGUCUCUCAGCACUCUGGAGUGGAGGCUUUUCAUGCUGUGAUGGGUGAAGACAAUGAAGAGAGCUUGCUGAAGGGCUCUGAGACAGAGCUGUACAUCCAGGAGGAUGGGGACACUAGAUCCAUGCAAGAACUGCGCCAGCGCAUGCCACAUGCCAACAGAUCGGAUGAGUGGUCUUGGAGCUUUUUGCCAGAAAGAGACAGACAACGCUUGCUGUUUAUCAAUUUGGAGCUCUCAGACUCACCCCUGGGACAGCUGCACCUCACCGUCUGGUACAACAUGGAUGCCCGCAAACUCAUUGCCAUCAUACAUGCCUGCAGGAAUCUGAAGUCAAGUGCCAAGGAUAUUCCUGAUCCCUACGUCUCCCUCAUUCUGCUGCCUGACAAAUCCCGUGUCACCAAGAGAAAGACUGCUGUGCGGAAGAAGACUCUUAACCCGGAGUUCAACGAGAAGUUUGAAUGGGACCUAACAUUGGAAGAAGCUCAACGGAGAAAGCUGGAGGCCUACAUCAAAAAUAGUGUCUCAUUUAUGUCCCGAGGAGAGCCAAUUGGAAAGGUACACAUUGAUCUCUCACAGAAGGACCUGACACAGGGUGCUGCCCAGUGGUACGACUUAAAAGAUGACAAAGCCAGCUCCUAGUCUCCACGGUGCCUCCUUUCUUGAAACUUAACCAUCCAUGGGGUUAAAGAGCUGGCAUGAGCGCUGCUGCCACCACCCGCUGCCACCCUUCACUGCAGGAUCGCACGCUCGCCGCCCUCUGCCCCUACUGGGUGGCCUUUUCAGUGUUUUGUUUUUAAGCAAUCAUAGUGUUGUUGUUUUUUUAAAAAAUCAACUUUUUCCAUGUAAAGCUCUUUAGGGCAGAGAAGUUACUUCUGGGUGAAUUUUGUUGGAGAUGAUACGGGGAGGGAGGGAGGGGCAAGGCAGGAAGAGUCACUCCUUGCAUUCACUAUUUGUGCUUCUCUCAACAUUUCAAGCCACACGCUGCCUUUUUUAUUGACCAAAGAAGCGGGCCUUUUUCAUCCUUCUAUUGAGGGUAAUGUUCCUAGGUCCUCUAGAUGCUUUCUGGAGGAGAAGGUCCAAAGACCAGCAGUAAACAGAGCUCCAGGUGUGACAUAUUAGCUACAGAAGCAUAAGGAGACCAAGCAUUGGAGGGACCAAUUCUUUUCCCCCGCAGUAGUAGCAGAGGAUAAAUAACCAAAGGGUUUUUAUACAUGAGGAUGGUCAGUGGUGUCUCUUGAGUGGGGCAGCCACCCAUUUUUAUCUAGAAAAGGAACAUGAUACAACUUCUGCUCUGGGAUUGCUCACCAGGGAGAAGUGGAUAGUGGUUGGGAAGCUGUCUUAGUUCUCCUGCUAAUAUGGUUCUCUGGUGGCAUUCACUCAUACUGAAUGAUAGGAUUGAAAAACAGAUGUAGAGGAGGAGAUGCAAUAGCUAAAAAAAUUAUUUGUGCUCUGCUCCAUCCCAUUUGGGAAUCCAUGGCUCUGACGUCUCUGCUUUUACCUGAUGCCCCAAGCUGCACUGUGUCUCUUUUCUAUUUUUUUUAAUGUUGUAUUUUUGCAAAUCCUGUCUCCUAAGAGCAGCAGUUCAGGAUCACCUGGCCACACAGAACCCGUUCCUUGUUUGUCCCAACUUCUUUACGUUGAGUCUGUUUGGUAUCUUGUGCCAUUCCACUGUCUGCUGCUGAAUCCAGAUGGACAGAGAGCUUCUGUGAAAUAUCUUUAUUUGUGCCACUUUUUAUUAGUGCUGUUUUUAAAACGAAUGUUUGUUUGGUGCCUUCUUGCACUCCAGUCCCAGAAUGGGGCACGUGGAGUGGAAAAACCUCCUCCACCUCACCCCUCCCUACAAAAGCUUCAAGGCUUUGUAUGUUUCUGUAGCAAGGAAAAUGUGAUUCCAUGCUCCAAAUCAGAUUUUACAGUGAUGCAGAAUUUAUUUAACUAUACAUAGAUUAAUUUGCAAUAAUUACAUUUUGACUCUCCUUUGAUAUUUUGAAUGGUAAAGUGGUGGGGGGAAUGAACGGACAUGACGUCAAUGAGGUGAAAGGUGGUUUGCUUCAAGGAAGGAGACAUCGGAUGGGGGACAUAAGACCAGAAGCCCUGCUCCUGGUUCCUGAACAUAUACUGAAAGCAUGACUGUUAACAUCUUCUCUGCUGCAGCAUGAAGAACUUCAAACAUGAGCUUCUAGGGCUUUCCUACGCAUUAAGAACUCAAGAGCUCUAUCCUCUUUCUUAGAGCAAGAAAUCACUGCUUGCACAUUUGCACUGCUAUGAGAGCUUGGGAUGGAUAGGAGAAGUAGAAUGAACAGUAUUCAAAAUAGUGCUCACCUCACUCAGACAUACACACUAGGCAUGGGCAAUCCAUGAUUCUAAAUGGUUCUAAAGUACUUACAAAACUAGAGGGCGCUGGUGCUUUGCUUCUAAAGUGUUGCUAAAGUUCUGGUGGUGAAAAUAUUUAGAACUCUAAUAAAACAUUCAAAAUUUCAUUAUUUUAUUGCCAAUUUUUAUGACAGAACCAGUUAGGAACUGCUAUUUAUAACAAAAUUUUGUAAGUUUUGUUAGAGUUCUGAAGUUUUCACCACCAGAACUUUUGCAACACUUUAGGAGCAAAGCACCAGCACCCCCUAGUUUUGUAAGUACUUUAGAACCAUGGAUCGCCCAUGUGCAAUACACACCACAUCAAUAACAUUAAUAAAGGCCUUGCCUUCACCCUUAUGCAAUUCUCCCUUGUGCUGCGCUUUUGCUGAGGAUGCCUUCCAUAAAGCAUGUGAGCAGCAUGAAUCUCUUCCCCUGUUUUAUCUGGCAGCUGAACGUUGGGGUUUGGCUUUUGUGGAGAAUUGCCGUUUACAGUGUUGCUAUGAGAAAGAAUCACCUUGCUUUCGUGAUUUUUCCUUUUCAAUCAUGGGGAUCAAUUCUCAGGAAGCUGAAUCUUGAAAGAUGCCUCCUAAUAACUGUAGUCCUUGCCUGCUGUUUUAGACGUUGAGAUCUGGGGCGCAGGAUUUAUAGACUUCCCCCCAUGAAAAUCAUCCCCAUGCCAUCCUUUCUGAACUUCAACUGCACACAGAUUUUACCAGUGUGGCAAAUUCUUUUUGUAAAAAAGCCCAGCUCGCAGGAAAUCUGAUUUCCCUCUCCUUUUUUGCUCAUGUGCACUUGCUCUCACAUUUUUGAAAAAAGCCAAAAAAUAAACAGUCCCCACCUACAUUUAUUGUGGUCUACUUACAAAGAGUUGUUCUUUUUAAUGGCUUAUUUCUACACUUUCGACUGUAGCAAAUGUGUUUGACACAGCAAACCACCUCCUCAUUGAACCCGUCUCUGCUCACCCCAGAACUGCAUGUCAUCAUUUGGGGGGACAGACGACUGCAUGUGCCUGUAAGGAGCCCGGCCAUUGCUGCCUUUCAUGCCAAAGCGAGGCUCCGCCUUAUGCUUUUACUCAAGCAGGCUUUAGUGUAAGAGUGUCUUUCUGGCACCGGUGCCUCUCAUAGCCGCCGCCACUGUAAUGUCUUGUAGCAAAUAAAAAAGAGAAGAAAAUGUG